GGAAGUACCUUCGCUCUCCCAGUUAGUUUUGCUCUGUGGCUGAGAAAUGGCUGAAGUACUGCCCAUUAUACUUAUCUUCCUGUUCUCAGUGACUCUCGUGAGGAAUUGGCACAUGGGUGAGAUUACCACAUUUGAGACAAAUUCCUGCGAAGAACGCCAAACGGAAGGUAUCAUCUGCUACAGUUGCAGCGUUGUUGGGGUUUGCGUGCUGAUUGACCAGCAAUGGCAUACAAUUCCCAUUGAGGAGUGCGACACAGCAGGCGGGUACUUUUGCAAUGUCGUUGCUGGAACGUGCUCAAAUGCCUCCGGACCGUGCAAUCCAGUGGGACAUGAGAGGAACUUUGUCUGCACAGCAGCUGGGAUCUUCCCUGAUCCGUACGACUGCCAAAUGUAUCACAUGUGCUACCGCAGUGGCAACAGCUUUGGUGCCAUCAAUGUGGAAUGUGGUGGCAAUAGUGCAUUCUCCGUGAUUACAGGUGAUUGCUCCAUCACCAUUGACAAUCACGUGUGCAGGGAGCAUCAGUAUAGGUGCGAGAAUGUUGGUGAUCGUGGUGCCUGGCCAGGAAAUUCCAAUAUUUUCUACAUUUGCAAGGCCGAAGUACUCGAAGAUGGGCGACGUGUCCUCUAUCCAGGACUCUAUCGGUGUGGCCCAUCGGAGCACUUUGUAAACAACGAAUGCCGCCUGGGCAGCCCCGAAGGUCAUCCCACACUACCGCCUAGCAACACCUGUGUCACCUCGGGGAUCUUUAUCGAUCCCACAGAUUGCACGUCGUACCUUCUGUGUGAUCAUGAUCUAAAUCUCCAUGUGAUUCAUUGCCCCGAGGAUUCAUUCUUCAAUCCUGAAAUUCUUGCAUGUGAACGAGGGAAUUGCACCAACUAA
Lutzomyia longipalpis is the source of this 880-nucleotide messenger RNA. RefSeq lists its product as uncharacterized. Gene Ontology annotation, molecular function: chitin binding. Bases 47 to 880 code for a protein of 277 amino acids. The transcript is spliced from 2 exons. NCBI's taxonomy places the organism in Eukaryota, Metazoa, Arthropoda, Insecta, Diptera, Psychodidae. Gene Ontology annotation, cellular component: extracellular region. The record is from RefSeq and is a predicted model, not a curated record.